Molecule: messenger RNA, 624 nt
Organism: Chanos chanos (milkfish)
Lineage: Eukaryota; Metazoa; Chordata; Actinopteri; Gonorynchiformes; Chanidae
Gene: tfpil
Product: tissue factor pathway inhibitor-like
Exons: 5
Coding region: 1-549 (182 amino acids)
Molecular function (GO): serine-type endopeptidase inhibitor activity
Source: RefSeq, a predicted model, not a curated record
AUGACUGUGGAUAAGGGCACAGGAGACAAAAUGGAGUUCAGGUAUCACUAUGACCAGGACAGAGGCUUCUGCCUGCCCUUCUACUACAAAGGAGAGGGGGGCAAUGACAAUCGUUUUGAGACGGAAAGAGCCUGCAUGGAAGCUUGCUCUUCAAAGUCUGCUGAGGUGUAUCCGAAGGAUAAUGAAAAUUUAUGUCGUCUUCCUAAGGAACAUGGCAGUUGUAUGGCCAUGGUUGUAAUGUUCUACUACAACCAUGAGGAAAAGGCAUGUCGGACAUUUCAUUACGGAGGAUGUCAAGGAAACGGCAAUCGCUUCGCAACCAGAGAGGAGUGUGAAAGCACUUGUCGAGCGGCAUCCGGACGGGGUUUUUCAGCAGAGAGGGGCCCAAGCCCUGACGAAAAAACAGCUAAUAUAGGUUUGAUUGUGGGCAUCGUGGGAGGUUGUGUGUUUGCAGUUGCAGUGAUCGCUGCUGUUGUUCUAUUUGUUGUCCAGAGGAAGGCCAAGACCAAAGACAGGAAGAAAGUGCCAACUGAGGUCGAGAUGAACUGACCCAACGAUUCUUGAGUCUGAAGUGACAUCUACUAAAAAAAUGUUUCCGAGUCCUUUUGUAUUAAUGCUUCCAGU